Messenger RNA from Hevea brasiliensis (rubber tree), 4412 nucleotides. Its product is annotated as disease resistance protein RPV1-like. The transcript is spliced from 7 exons. Gene Ontology annotation, molecular function: protein binding; ADP binding. NCBI's taxonomy places the organism in Eukaryota, Viridiplantae, Streptophyta, Magnoliopsida, Malpighiales, Euphorbiaceae. Gene Ontology annotation, biological process: signal transduction; defense response. The record is from RefSeq and is a predicted model, not a curated record. Bases 177 to 3605 code for a protein of 1142 amino acids.
CCCUCAUUCGUUUUCCACAGCAAUAAUAUGUUCCUUCUGGGAAAGCGCCUUCAAUCAUGCUAUAUGCCUAUAAAUUUUUAUAGCCUCCAAGAGUUUUCCACACCCCCACACGCAAAAAAUACACAUCUCUGGUAUUUAAUUGCUUUCGUUAAUUACCUUGUUCAAAUUCGGUUCUCAUGGGAAGCAUUGUUCAAACUCUGUUUGUACAACAGCCUUCUACCUUGGCUUCUACUUCUACUCCUCCCGAUCAGUGCAAGACAUGGGAUGCUUUCAUUAGUUUUAGAGGCAAAGAUAUCCGUCAGGGUUUUGUCUCCCAUCUCCAUGAUGCAUUGCUGCGAAAACAGAUCAAUGCCUUCUUGGAUAAGAACCUUGAUAAAGGACAAGAGAUCUCAAGUUCUCUCUUGGAAACAAUUGAAAAAUCAUACAUCUCAGUGGUGAUUUUCUCUGAAAAUUAUGCAGAUUCCCCAUGGUGUUUGGAUGAGCUUGUGAAGAUACUUGAAUGCAAGAAAACAUCAGGACAAAUGGUCCUACCAAUUUUUUAUCAUGUAGAUCCAGCUGAUGUUCAAGAAUUGAGAGGGAAUUUUGGGAAGGCAUUUCGUAAACAUAAAAAAGAUGUAAAAAAGGAGAAGGAAUGGCGCCAUGCUUUGAAAGAAAUCAGCAACUUAGCAGGAUGGGACUCAGAGUCACGGAAUAUCAAGUCUGAGUCCGAACUAGUUGAGGAAAUAGUAAAUGUUGUUUUGGAGAAAUUAAAUAACACCUUUAAAGGUGAUUAUGAGAAUGAUGAUUUAGUUGGAAUUGAAUCACGUGUGAAGAAAAUGGAAGAAUUAUUAUUUUCUGAAUCAAUAAAUGAUAAACGAGUUGUAGGAAUUUGGGGGAUGGGAGGUAUUGGAAAGACAACUCUUGCUGAAGAAUUAUUUCGUCGAAUCAAGGCUAAAUUUGACAGUCACUGCUUUGUUGCCAAUGUUAGAGAAGAAAUAAUGAAGCAAACAUCAAAUACUUUGCGAGAUAAAGUCUUCCGUCAAUUAGGAGAGAAAGAUGGAUAUAUAGAUACGCCUCGUCUAGGGGUUUUCACGAGGACAAGACUUCAGCGUAAAAAAGUACUCCUCAUCUUUGAUGAUGUAGAUGAUUCAUAUGUUUUAAAGGGUUUAGGUGGGAACCUUAAUUGGUACAAUAAGGGAAGUAGAAUAAUUAUAACCAGCAGAGAUAGGCAAACACUCAUAAAUGUUUGCCUUGAGGAGCAUAUAUAUGAGGUUGAAGAAUUAAUUGAUCAUGAAGCUCUCCAUCUCUUUAGCUUAUAUGCCUUCAAACAAGAUCAUCCCAAAGAAGGAUAUGAGAAGCUAUCGGAGAUGGCAAUAAGAUAUGCUAAAGGCAAUCCGUUGGCUCUUAGAGUUUUAGGCUCUAAUAUGUAUAGUAAGGGUAUAGAAGAUUGGGAAAGUGAGUUGAAAAAAUUGAAAGAAAUUCCUGAUUUGAACAUUCAAAAAGUCCUGAGAAUAAGUUAUGAUAACCUAGAUCGUUAUCAAAAAAGUAUAUUUCUUGAUAUUGCAUGUUUCUUUAAGGGGGAGCCUAGAGGUCGUGUUGAGGGAAAACUAGAUGCUUGUGGUUUAUCUGCAAGAAGUACAAUAGGUCGUCUAAUUGAUAAAUCUCUCAUAACCAUUUCAUCAUCCAAUGGUAUUGGUAUGCAUGACUUGUUGCAACAAAUGGGCUUCGAAAUUGUUUAUGAGGAAUCCAAACAACCUGGAAAACGCAGCAGGUUAUUGAAUUACAAGGAUAUCUGUUGUGUAUUGACAAAAGAAACGGGAACUGAAAAUGUUGAAGGCAUAUCACUUAACAUGUAUGAGGUGAAUGAUAAUUUGGUGCUAAGUUCCACAGCCUUCCAGAAGAUGUACAAUCUUAGAAUCCUCAAAUUCUUCAAUGAUUCUAAUUCUAGUCGAGGACAAUUGCAGCUUCCUAGCGGCCUUGAAUUUCUACCAGAAGGGCUAAGAUAUCUUCACUGGGAUAGAUACCCUUUGAAUUAUUUGCCAUUGAAGUGUUGCACAAAAUAUCUUGCGGAACUCCGCAUGCCCUUGAGCAACCUCACAGAUCUUUGGAAUGGAGAUGAGGCUCUUGGAAAUUUGAAACUUUUAGACCUCACCAGCUCUAUGAAGCUGACCAGAGUUCCAGACUUGUCUAGAUUCCCAAAUCUUGAGGUUUUACGUUUGGGCGGAUGCAGAAGCUUGAUUGAGAUUCCUAGCAGCAUUGGCGAGUUAAAAUGUCUAAAAGAAAUUGAUCUACUGAGAUGCUUUAAACUGCAUCGUAUUCCCCAAAGCAUCUGCAAUCUGAAAUCUCUUACAGUCCUUGGGAUGUCAGAUUUUUUGAAUGUCACUGAAUUGCCAGAGAACAUAGGGGAUUUAGAAUUUCUAGAGACCCUUGAAAUAGUUCGCAUUGGAAUAAAAGCAUUACCAUCCUCCAUCAAUCAAUUGGAAAAUUUGGUUUCCUUAAGGUGUAGAGGCUGUAAAGGUUUGACAUUGCCUCCUUUGACAGGUUUGUCCCGCUUACGGGACAUGAGUUUAGAUGAGUGUGGUAUAAUAGAAAUUCCCCAGAGUCUUGGGCUUUUAGUCUCAUUGAGAUCCUUAAGUUUAACUGAAAACAAUUUUGAGAGCAUACCUGCAAGCAUUAAACAACUAUCUAAGUUGAAACUGCUUUACUUAUUUGGUUGCAAGAGACUCAAAUGUUUACCAGAGCUUCCAUCAUGCUUAAGAAAUUUGUCUUUAGGGAAUUGCACAUCUCUCAAAUGUUUACCAGAGCUUCCAUCAUGCUUAAGAAAUUUGUCUUUAGGGAAUUGCACAUCUCUCAAAUGUUUACCAGAGCUUCCAUCAUGCUUAAUAGAUUUGUCUUUAGGGAAUUGCACAUCUCUGGAAUCAGCAUCAACUUCUUUCCUUUUCCCAGAACACAAAGACGAAGAUCGAAUUGAAAAUUUUCUUGACUUUAGUAAUUGCAUCAGUUUGGAUAAGGAGAAAGUGAUGGAGGAUGUAUUGGAAACGCAUCUGUUGAAACACAAGAUUGUUCGUUUGUGUAUUCCCGGGGAUGAAGUGCCUCAAAGGAUGAGAUAUAAGAACCAGAGUGGAUCUUCUCUUUCAUUCACACUAGAUCAGCCUAACUUGAUUGGUGUUUCUUUAUGCCUUGUUUUUUAUCCCAAAAAUUAUUAUGGUUAUUAUGUUAGGUUUAAUUGCGAAGCCCAAUUCAUUGAUAAAUCUGGACACAACAGUAAAAAUUCCAAGUUCAGUUUCCAGGGUCACUGGAUAACUGAUCCGUUGGAAUCAGAACAUGUGUACCUUUGGAAUGAAUUGCUCUACAGUUCCGACAGGUUCGUUGAGGCCAAAUUUCAGUUCUUCAUUGAAGAGGCCUCGUUUCCGUACUACAUUGAACAUUUUUCACUCAAGCCACAACAUAAUUCCGGGGCUAUAAUUAAGUGUGGGGUACUUCCUAUAGUUCGAGAUGAUUUUCUCUGCAGAGAUAAAAAGAGAAGCAGAAAUCAAGAAGAUGAGGAAGAAGAACCUUCUCCCCUAAGAAUGAAACAAGACCCAAAACCUUACAACAGCACUACCGCCACAGCAGAGUCUCAUUAAGUGUUUAAAGAUUUCGUGUUUGGAGGCUUUUGUGUGCGACUUUUCUGCAGAAUUUGAUGCAGCUCUCAGCUUUCUAAACCUUUGGCUUUUGUUCUGCUGGCAAUUGUUUGCUGCCUUUUGUGAUGCAACUUUGGUGCUGUAUUAUUGGCGUGUUUUGUACCUUUCUUUCUAUGCUUUUUCACUUGGAAUACCAUUGUUGGGUGUAAUAGGGAAGCCUAUCGGAUUGGUUUAAUCGGCAAAGUCCAUACCAAGUAUUUUCUAGAUUCCAUUUAUCAAUAAAAUUUUGCUUAUAAAAGCAAUUGUGCUGAAUUAUAAAUUUUGAAUAACACCACAGUCGAUCCAUCUUAAAGUUCAAAAGCAUCCACAAUAGGGCCAGUUUGACAUUUUCCUGUCCCCAGUUUCUUAGGCAAUCCAGGACUGUCUAGUUCAAUUGUACGGCACUUUUGUGGUGAUCAACCAAACUACCAAUCCUAUUCCUGAAGAAUCCUCGAAUAACCCGCUUGUUUUUGGACUCAUUACUGGACUCGCUUUUGAUUUAUUGUUGGAUCUACAACUGGGUUACUCUAUCCCGUCCAGAGACUAAAGUUCUUGCAGAAGUUCAUAGAGUUCCUUUUUGCAAAAGAACACAGAAAAUCAUCUGUCACAUUGGUAUGUCUUCUCAUAAUGCUGAAUUCCAUUCGUAAAUACCAUAGGUUACUCUAUAUGCUUGAAAGACGACAAUGACUAUGAAAUAGAGAAAAGAUUCAGAUUAUAAAGCCUAUAAGAUUUACCUUAAAAGCUCUGUUUUCUUUAAUGUUUUCUUAUCUU